UGACUACUGUCAGUUCACAGGCCCCAGGAGGGGCAGGGGCUGCUCAAGGUCAUGUGGCCAUUGGAGGCCGGGCCCCAACCCCCCACAUCCUGUCUAGGAGCCAGGGUCUUUUCUUACUGCCCCAGAAGUCAGGGCUUCGGUCCCUCAUCCCCUCCCCAUGCUGUUUUGAGGUCUCCAGCCAGGGGCCCAGGGGGCAGAGCUGAGGGGCAGAUGAGCUGGGCCUGGCAGAGACACAGAAACUCUCUCCACCCCACCCCCGGGGUUCAGAUGCCGCACACACACUGGGGAGCUGCCCCGUCCCCUGGGCAACAGUCAACACAGACAGCAGCUCAAAACACAGCUAGGCUCAAGUGGUCUCCCCAGCCUGCAUCAGCCAUUCUGAGCUUGGGGUCUAGAGGGCCAGUGAGGAGGACCCCUGCACAGCCUCUCCUGGGGGGGGGUCCCAGGGGAGGUCUGAGCUCAGGCAGGUACCUCUCUCUCUCUCUCUCUCUCAAUCUCUCUAUUUCUUUGUCUCUGUCUCACACACACACACACACACACACACACACACACACACACACACACGGACCCAAUGGGGAGCCACCCCACUCCUGGGUUCCGGAGAACCACAUCAGCUGGGUACCGGCUGCCCUCAACCAGGCUGUCAGCCUUAGACUCCUCCACUGCCCCAAGUGGCCCUGGGGCGGGCAGGGGUCUCGCUGGCAGCCGCCAAGCCCCCCGGGCCCCAGAAGCAGAGCGGUUGGCCCUGGGAACUAAUGGUGUGCAGCAGGAUCAGCUGUGGAGGGAGCUCUUGGAGGCCGAGAGGAGGGGCCAACAGCGCUGGGCUCAGCACUGGAGUUUCCUGAAAGACUAUGACCCCCUGGGCAACAAGAAGGAGCCAGUGAAGUUGCCGGACUACGUGCCUCUCUUUUCCGACACAGUCCCCAACUCCGCGAACCAGGUCGUGGGCAGCAGGGUGGACACGCCCCUGGGGCAAACCCUCAUCGGCAUGGACUUCUUCUUUGUGGACGGAGUCCGGAAGAAGAAGCUGGAAGCCGAGCUGCAGCCCAUGUAGGAGGAGGAGGUGGGUGUAGGGGUGGCACGGGGAGGCUGUGGGCUGAGGGGGCCCCGUGGCCCCAGUCCACGGCCCACACACGUCAGCCAGCCUUUCCUUCUCUCCGGGCCCCGCACAACCUUCCCGAGGGCCGCACUGCUCCGUUUUCACUCAUGAGAUUAGAAGGAUGCCAGGAGCUUGCCCACAGUCCUGGACCUGGCAGGGCUGGGGACUCCCUCUUGGGGUCCGUGAGAGGCAGCCCUGCAUUUGUGGUCACGAGCUGAAGGCCUGGGUCCCAAUCCUGCUCCUGACUCUGAGCAGCUGUGUGACGUUGGGUGGGUUGCUUGAACCCUCUGUGCCUCCAUUUCCCCAACCCCGCAACAUGGUGUAUUGGUUUCCUAUUGCUGCCAUCACAAAUGGCCACACACCGAGGGGUUAAAACAGCACAUACGUCCUAUCUUACAGCGCCAGAGGUCAGAAAUCCAAAGUGGGUCUCACCGGACUGAAAUCAAGGUGUGCGAGGGCUGCAUUUCUUUCUGGAGGCUAAAGGCACCGGAUUCCUCGCCUUUUCCAACUUCCAGAGAGAGGCUGUCCACAUGCCUCAGCCCGUGGCUCCCUCAUCACCAAAAGCAGAAUGGUAGCAUCUCCAAUCUCCAGACCUCUCUCUCUUUCUCCCUCUGCCUCCCUCCAUCUUUUAAGACAUCCAGGAUAUUUUUUCCAUCUCACAGUUCUCAGUUUAAUCAUGUCUGCAAAAUCCCUUUUGCAUGUAAGGUAACACAGAACAGGCCCCAGGGAUUAGGACGUGGAUGUCUUUGGUGGGCCAUUUUUCUGCUUACCACAUACAGAAGUAAUUAAAGUACUGAUUCUAGAAGA
Molecule: messenger RNA, 1906 nt
Organism: Ailuropoda melanoleuca (giant panda)
Lineage: Eukaryota; Metazoa; Chordata; Mammalia; Carnivora; Ursidae
Gene: CIMIP5
Product: ciliary microtubule inner protein 5
Exons: 3
Coding region: 572-1054 (160 amino acids)
Source: RefSeq, a predicted model, not a curated record